CGGACACAGCCGCUGUCCUUGAAUGGCUAGGGCAUAAUACUUGGGAAAUUCACAAAGAAGACCCAUCGGACUCCUUACCCCUUCUGUUGGGGCACCUUUUUGAGACAAAUCUGCAAUCUGCCUUAAUAGACACGCUUGCUUCAGCUCACGUAAAAGCCCGGCAACGUUGAAAGGUAGAUACAUACACUGCUGAGGCGGGCGUGAUCGCCGCGGCAGGCUUCUAGACCUGCGAAAUGGGGCGCUCACGCUCGCCAAGCCCUGCUCGGGGCGGGGACCGCAGCAAACGCGACCGAUCGCGCAGCAACGAGCGCCAUACCAAACGCAGCAGGUCAGAUAAGGAUGAUCGGCGUGAUGAGCGCCGAGACCGCGAUGAGGACCGGCGAAGGGAUGAGGACGGCCGGCGUGACAGAGACAGGCGCGAUCGUGACCGAGACCGUGAAAAGGACAGAGAACGGGAUCGUGAUCGCGACCGGGACAGGGACCGAGACCGGGACCGAGAGAAGGACCGGGACCGCGAGCGCGAGCGCAGGGACCGGGAUGGCAGGGAUGGCAAGGAUCGGCGUGAAGCUCGCGAGGACGGCCGUGAUGGCCGCGACAGCAGGCGCCGAUCUCCCAGUCCUCGGCCUAAACAAGUGGGGGAGGAAGAAGAGGAACAACGUGGUGCUGCUGCUGCCACCAAAGAUGAGCCUAAUGAUGCUGCACGCGCUGUGUCUCCAGGCGCCGCUAAGAAGGCUGAGCCGCUCUCCCUGGAGGAGCUGCUUAAAAAGAAGAAGCAGCAGCAGGAGGAGGAGGCCAAGCCCCGCUUCCUGACCAAGGCCGAGCGCCAGGCCCUCGCCCUGGCCAAGCUGGAGUCGCAGCGGGCGGGCGUGCAGGCGGCGCAGCAAGCCAAGAUGGACUCUGCGCGGGCAGCAGCAGGGGGAGGAGAAGGAAGAGGAGGGGGAGGAGGGGGGAUGGGUGCGGCGCUGCCGCCGCCGCCGCCACUGCCGCCACUGCCCCUGCCGCCACCUCCGGGAGGCCGCGAGUGGGACCGUGAUAAGGAGCCCCGGGACAUCAGGGGCCGAGGAGGAGGAGGGGGAGACAGGGAGCGGGGUGACCGGCGGGAGCGGGAGAGGGAGCGCGGCGGACGGGAUGAUGAGCGCAGGGGCCGAGGUGACACGCCGGGCCCCGGUGACGGCCCCGGUGGCACUGCAGGCGGUGUGGCUCCCGAGCAGACCGCAGCGGAGCGGGAGCGGGAGCUGGAGAUGAUCAAGCAGCAGUACUUGGGGCAGGAGAAGCUGAAGAAGAGGGUUCUGCGCCCCAGUGAGAAGUUCAAGUUCAACUUCGACUGGGACUCCAAGGACGACACCUCCCGCGACCUCAACCCGCUCUACAACAACCUGCAUGAGGCCGCCCUGAUGUUCGGUCGGGGCAUGCGAGCGGGUAUCGACCGGCGCGAGCAGAAGAAGGCGGCCGCCACACUGGAGGCGGAGCUGAUGAGGAAGGCCCGCGCCGCCGCCGGUCUGUCGGAGACGCACGAGAGUCGCGAGCACGACCGUGAGAGGAAGCGGCUGGCGGACCAGUACGACGGAUUCGACAUGCGGGUUGAGAAGCACUGGAGUGAGAAGCCGCUGUCCGCCAUGACGGAGCGCGACUGGCGCAUCUUCCGCGAGGACUUCAACAUCGGCUACCGGGGAGUGAACACCAUCCUGCCCAUCCGCAACUGGGAGGAGAGCGGGCUGCCCAAGCUGCUGCUCAAGGCCAUCGAGCGGGUAGGCUACAAGAAGCCCUCCCCCAUCCAGAUGGCCGCCAUCCCCCUGGGGCUGCAGCAGCGCGAUGUGAUCGGCAUUGCGGAGACCGGCAGCGGCAAGACGGCGGCGUUCGUACUGCCCAUGCUGUCGUACAUCGCCCAGCAGCCGCCCAUGACGGAGGAGAACGAGGCGGAUGGGCCCUAUGCGGUGGUUCUUGCCCCCACUCGUGAGCUGGCUCAGCAGAUCGAGGAGGAGACCAUCAAGCUGGCGCACUACACGGAAUACCGGGUGGCGAGUGUGGUGGGCGGACAGAGCAUCGAGGAGCAGGGGGCCAAGCUGAGGAAGGGUUGCGAGAUCGUGAUCGCCACCCCGGGUCGACUGCUGGACUGCAUCGACCGCCACUACGCGGUGCUGAACCAGUGCAACUACGUGGUGCUGGAUGAGGCGGACCGCAUGAUUGAUCUGGGAUUCGAGCCGCAGGUCAUCGGCGUGCUCGACGCCAUGCCUUCCUCCACCCUCAAGCCCGACGAGGAGGGCGCUGUGCUUGAAGCCAACCGCACCUACCGCACCACCUACAUGUUUUCCGCCACCAUGCCACCAGCAGUGGAGCGCCUGGCCAAGAAGUACCUGCGGCGGCCGGUGGUGGUGGUGAUCGGCGCGGCAGGGCGCGUGACGGACAACGUGUCGCAGCGGGUGUUCGUGGUGAAGGAGAAUGAGAAGCCCAGACUCCUGGAGCAGGAGAUGGAGCAGGUGGACGAGGCGCGUGUGAUCGUGUUCGUGAACACGCAGCGCCAGUGCGACAACGUGCACCGGCAGCUGGAGGAGAGCGGCUACCGCUGCACCAUCCUACACGGCGGCAAGACGCAGGAGCAGCGAGAGGCGGGGAUCAAGGGAUUCAGGGACGGCACCUACAACGUGCUCAUCGCCACCGACGUGGCAGGUCGCGGUAUCGACGUGCCCGAUGUGGCCAAGGUGGUCAACUACGACAUGCCCGGCAACAUUGAGAACUACACGCACCGCAUCGGCCGCACCGGGCGAGCGGGCAAGAAGGGCGCAGCAGUCACCUUCCUCACACUGGGGGACGCGGCUGUGUUCUACGACCUGAAGAAGCUGCUGGAGGACAGCAAGGCCCCGGUGCCGCCCGAGCUGGCGCGGCACGAGGCGGCGAAGGUGAAGCCGGGCGGCGUGGAGACCAAGAGGAAGGACCAAAUGGUGUUCGCGGCGUGAGGGGGAGGAGACGGGGUAGGAGGAGGGCAAGGGCUAGACGAACGUGUGGAAGCGGGCGUUACAAUUCUUUGCCGUAUGAGUCGGAGAGGUUGUGGCGGCGGAGGAGGAGGUGUUUGGGAGCGAGUAGGCGAAGAGGCGACAGGGGGACGUGGUGGGAUGUCCAGUAGGCACGCUGCCGCACAGAUCGCGCGUACGACGUGUACUGCGUAUACGGCAGGAGGUGGCGGGGGCGAUGUAGCCAUGUGCGGUAGCUGGGGAGCGAGCCGCUGGGACGGACAGCAAUAACCGCACAUGCUCUGUGUAGACGGCGGUGCAGCGCUCUUAGCACAGACGUUACUCUUAUGGGUAGGUGCAACACUCUUUGCGGGGCCCAUGUGACCCAUGGGUCACUACCGACACAUACCGCGCGGUUUUACAGGAUUACAUGCGUAUAUGCUGAACAACAUACCAUACAUACCACCCGGCUAAAGCACACACAUGCGGUGGUCAGCAGUAACCGCCAUUUGCCUAUUGCGCACACGACAACC
This is a messenger RNA of Astrephomene gubernaculifera, 3481 nucleotides long. The record is from the annotation of a GenBank genome assembly. NCBI's taxonomy places the organism in Eukaryota, Viridiplantae, Chlorophyta, Chlorophyceae, Chlamydomonadales, Astrephomenaceae.